This is a messenger RNA of Vitrella brassicaformis, 1946 nucleotides long. NCBI's taxonomy places the organism in Eukaryota, Vitrellaceae. The record is from the annotation of a GenBank genome assembly.
CACCUAUUUAUUUAUCAGUGCUGGACAAGUAAGUGUUCGAUUCAAGCAAGCGUACGCACGUGAUUCACUCGAUGGAGCACGGCAGUGGAUGGAUGCAUCCAAGCACUAAGCAAUCGACUAUUCACCACGGCCGCUGGCCACGGACUUCGGCAAGCCAACCAACUAUGCACUACCAGCCUCCAAUUCGAAUCUAUUCCUCUCCUACCCGUCCUCAUCCUCCUCCACUAGCGGCCCGAUCUGUCGCUGACGAUGGAUAGACACACGCCCAUUGACGGAGACAGCGCCCCGCUUGAACUCUUCAUCUCUCUUCUUUCACCUGUUGGUCGUGUGUUGCCGUCAACUCAAUCUCAGAGUCCGCCUGCCUAUCGAUGUGGAACUCCCCGAUCAUCGAGUCACCAGGGAAGCGAUCGAGAAUGGACUGGCCGACAGGGCUAUCCGCGGCCGCCGAGAUGGUCACUUGAAGCUUACGCAGACCCCUGAUGCGCCCGAUGAGUGACGAGAGGCCAGCGUGGACGUGCUCACCCGGAUCUUCAACACCAUCAGGAACUGAACACACACGAGAGAAUCAGUAUCGUGUGAGAGAACAUGUGGGCUCACCGUCAGCUGCAAAAAUUAGCCGCCGUGUAGUCGGGAAAUGAGGCGCCGCUUCGACGAGCUGCGUCAGACCCACGCUCCCAAGAUCCACGAAACCCACCCUCCUCUCGCCGCUCCCCAGCUCCCUCACAAUUCGAUUGCCUCCUCGCCCCGCACCCUUCCUGUGUCAACACCACGUACCCGGCUUGGCAUUUUGGCGACCAGCAUCUGGCCCGCAGCGCCACCGAAUCGGUUCAACACCUGUAGCGACCUGGCCUCCGGAAAAGGCCGCUGGUGCUCGAUGAUGCGGGGGUUGGGCGAGGGGGUGUCUGCAGGGGGGUCGAAGCCAUCCCUAGCCUCAAUGAAUAUCUUGGCUGCGCGUGUGAAUGUGAGGCUAGAGGCGACGUCGAUGGCCGCCGCACUGGGGUUGUCCACUGGAUGGGUGAGGUCAUGCUGACUGAGCCGAUAACUCACUGCGUACGCCUCCUGCAGGCCAGAUACCUCAUCCCGCUCUUGAAGACGCGAUCGGAGGGGUUGGGAGGGAAAUCGUCGCUGUAGAAGACGGCCAGGCCGAACGCGUAAUGCCUCGUGCGAGAUCCCCCGAAGGUCACGGCAGCAGUCGGUUGGCAACACGUCGACACGAGCUGCUCGAGCGCGACGAGGAGGCGAAGAGUGCCACUGCUCACGUCACGCCUGAGCACUUCCAAGUUGAUGUGAAGCUCGGCAAGGGUAUUGCGACAACCGCGCGAAGAGAGCGCUGCCUAAAGACAAGAGAAGAGAAAGCAGCAGGCACAAGAAGUUUGGGCACAGGCGACUGCGGUGUUGUAGGCGCAGAUCAUGAUUAUCUUGCCAACCUGCAGCAGCGCGACCUCCUGCGGGUUAGCAGCGUGCACGGCGCCAAUGCUCUCACGCCUCUGCCGCUGCCCAUAUGGUGCCGUCACACAUCCGGCGGCCUCCUUGAGCAGCUCAUCGCCCUCCUCCCGACCGCAUGUGACACUGUGCAGCUGCGAUGGGGCGGCGAUGGACUCACCACCGGCUGCUCCACCGUCGUUGUUCUUCCGCUUCUUUGGCGCCAUUCAACACCGUCGCAUUACGAGCUUUGCAUUGAAGGCCGCGGCCCUGAACACACACAUUUGCACACACAGACGUCACACACAGACCUAAGUGUGCUCAUGGAGCUCUUAAAAUUGUAGCUCCCCUUGCUCGUGCAGUGCUUGUGCUUCGCAUACGUGUGGAGGAAAUCGAGCGACUCGUCAUGAUGGUGGCACCAGAUGUCUCUGCAGUGUGGUUAUUGCCCAUCUUCCGCAGACUCGCUGAUGGAUGAAAUCAGUUGCUCGGCUGUCACAGGGAGGGGCAGCCUCACAAGGUCUUGU